This is a messenger RNA of Pongo pygmaeus (Bornean orangutan), 1059 nucleotides long. RefSeq names its product ring finger protein 7 (gene RNF7). The record is from RefSeq and is a predicted model, not a curated record. Gene Ontology annotation, molecular function: zinc ion binding. NCBI's taxonomy places the organism in Eukaryota, Metazoa, Chordata, Mammalia, Primates, Hominidae. The transcript is spliced from 3 exons. The coding region runs from base 293 to 634 and encodes 113 amino acids.
AGACGUAACACCCUGCAGCGCAGCAGGCAGAUUCAGCGGCGUCGCCCCAAAAACGCCCAAGCCCUCUCAGUUGCCCUAGGACGGCGAGGGCGGGGCCUUCCCGCCCCACGGCGCUGGCGUCAGGUGACGCCACUGGGCCGCGCCAGCCAAUAGUGGGCGGCCGGGGUCUAGGCACCACGGUGGCUGGCGGCCUGCGGGCGGCGCUGUGGCCCGUCGGGCGGCCCCACAGAGCCGCCCUAGCCUUCCGCCUUCCCCAAGCCAACGUCUCCGCCGUCGGCUCCGCGGCGCCGCCAUGGCCGACGUGGAAGACGGAGAGGAAACCUGCGCCCUGGCCUCUCACUCCGGGAGCUCAGGCUCCAAGUCGGGAGGCGACAAGAUGUUCUCCCUCAAGAAGUGGAACGCGGUGGCCAUGUGGAGCUGGGACGUGGAGUGCGAUACGUGCGCCAUCUGCAGGGUCCAGGUGAUGGAUGCCUGUCUUAGAUGUCAAGCUGAAAACAAACAAGAGGACUGUGUUGUGGUCUGGGGAGAAUGUAAUCAUUCCUUCCACAACUGCUGCAUGUCCCUGUGGGUGAAACAGAACAAUCGCUGCCCUCUCUGCCAGCAGGACUGGGUAGUCCAAAGAAUCGGCAAAUGAGAGUGGUUAGAAGGCUUCUUAGUGCGGUUGUUCAGAGCCCUGGUGGAUCUUGUAAUCCAGUGCCCUACAAAGGCUAGAACACUACAGGGGAUGAAUUCUUCAAAUAGGAGCCAAUGGAUCUGUGGUCCUUUGGGACUCAUCAAAGCCUUGGUUUAGCAUUUUGUCAGUUUUAUCUUCAGAAAUUCUCUGCGAUUAAGAAGAUAAUUUAUUAAAGGUGGUCCUUCCUACCUCUGUGGUGUGUGUUGCGCACACAGCUUAGAAGUGCUAGAAAAAAGGAAAGAGCUCCAAAUUGAAUCACCUUUAUAAUUUACCCAUUUCUAUACAACAGGCAGUGGAAGCAGUUUCAGAGAACUUUUUGCAUGCUUAUGGUUGAUCAGUUAAAAAAGAAUGUUAUAGUAACAAAUAAAGUGCAGUUUAAAACCCAA